Messenger RNA from Emys orbicularis (European pond turtle), 2439 nucleotides. RefSeq names its product MALT1 paracaspase (gene MALT1). The record is from RefSeq and is a predicted model, not a curated record. Gene Ontology annotation, molecular function: cysteine-type endopeptidase activity. NCBI's taxonomy places the organism in Eukaryota, Metazoa, Chordata, Testudines, Emydidae. The transcript has 17 exons. Bases 1 to 2439 code for a protein of 812 amino acids. Gene Ontology annotation, biological process: T cell receptor signaling pathway; proteolysis; positive regulation of canonical NF-kappaB signal transduction.
AUGUCGGUCUCGCCCGCGGCCCCGCCGGGGUCGCUGCCCAUUAACCGGCUCGGGGAGCCGCUGCUCCGGCGGCUCAGUGGCGUGCUGGACCGCGCAGCUCCGGGCAGGGGCUGGAGGGACUUGGCGCAGCGAGCCGGGAGCCACGGCAGAGUCAAGCUGAGUUCUCUGGAGUUGGAACAAUGUUCUCUCAAAGUACUGGAGCCAGAAGGAAGCCCAAGUUGGAGUCUCCUGAGACUACUGGGUGAAAGGGGUUGCACUGUGGUGGAACUGAUGGAAUUCUUACAGGCCCUGGAACACACAGAGGCUCUUCAGUAUCUCAGUCCUCCAGGUAUAAAGAUUGUUGUACAGCCAGACCCUAAGUCAGUAUUAUCUGGACAAACAGUCAAGCUAUGUUGUUGGGCAACUGGACAUCCAUUUCUGCAUUAUCAGUGGUUCAAAGAGGAAAAAGAGGUUCCACAUGGGAAUUCCCCAGAGUUGAUUUUUAACCCAGUGAGUGUAAAUGAUUCUGGGUUUUACAUCUGUCGAGUGAACAGCGAUUCUUCCUUUGUAUUCAGUCGGUGGGCACAACUGGACGUUUGUGAUCUCCAGGGCGUGUCUUAUGGAAGCUUGGUUGGUUUGCCUGAAAACAAGAUACAUGUCUUCAUUCAGCCCCAAUCACAAAACCUGAUGGUAGGGGACACAUUGGUUCUAGAGUGUGGUGCUGUUGGAAACCCAGUUCCUCAUUACCAGUGGUUCAGAAAUGGAUUUCCAUUGACAAAUGGGAACAGAAAGGUAUAUAUGGUGUCUUAUGUGGACAUGGAACAUCAGGGGACCUAUUGGUGUCGUGUGUUUAAUAACCAAGACAAUCAAGAAAGCAAGAAGAUAGAAGUCAUGAUAGGAAGAAAAGCUAUGGCAGUGGAAUGCACUGAAGAAGAGUUUAGUAGUCUUGGAAAGCCUGACCUUCAAGAGCAAUCAGCUGACAGGCCUUCUGCAAUUGACAAAGUAGCUUUGUUAAUAGGAAACAUGAGCUACUGGAAUCACCCUCAGCUGAAAGCUCCAAUGGUGGAUGUCUAUGAAUUGACCAACUUGCUGAGACAGCUGGAUUUCAAAGUUGUUUCUCUUCUGGAUCUUACUGAAUCUGAGAUGCGGAAUGCAGUGGAUGAAUUUUUACUUCUUUUGGACAAAGGAGUGUAUGGUUUAUUAUAUUAUGCUGGCCAUGGCUAUGAAAACUAUGGGAACAGUUUCAUGGUUCCAAUUGAUGCCCCAAAUCCCUAUCGGUCUGCAAACUGUUUGUGCGUGCAGAAUAUACUCAAACUGAUGCAGGAAAAAGAGACUGGGCUCAAUGUGUUUUUACUGGAUAUGUGUAGAAAAAGAAAUGAGUAUGAUGAUACCAUUCUAAUCUUGGAUGCCCUGAAGGUUACAGCUAACAUCGUUUUUGGAUAUGCAACAUGCCAAGGAGCAGAAGCUUUUGAAAUUCAGCACUCUGGGUUAGCCAAUGGGAUUUUCAUGAAGUUCUUGAAGGAACGCAUGUUGGAGGACAAGAAGAUUACUGUGUUACUUGAUGAAGUUGCAGAAGAUAUGGGUAAGUGUCACCUUACCAAAGGCAAGCAGGCUUUGGAGAUUCGCAGCAGUUUAUCUGAGAAGAGAGCAUUAACUGAUCCCAUUCAGCAAACAGGAUCAUCUGCAGAGUCCCUGGCACGGAACUUACAGUGGGCCAAAGCUCACGAACUUCCAGAAAGUAUGUAUCUUGACUUUAAGUGCGGUGUUCAGAUUCAGCUGGGGUUUGCAGCCGAGUUUUCCAACGUCCUGAUCAUCUACACAAGGAUAGUAAAGAAACCUCCUGAAAUACUAGUUUGCAAAGCGUAUGUUACAGAUUUCCCACUUGACUUGGAUAUAGAUCCUAAAGAGGCAAAUAAAGGGACUCCAGAGGAAACUGGCAGCUAUUUAGUAUCAAAGGAUCUUCCCAAACACUGUCUCUACACUAGACUAAGUUCACUGCAGAAACUAAAGGAGCACUUGAUCUUCACAGUUUGUCUGCAUUAUGAAUAUCCAGGAAUAGAUGAUUCCCUGGAUGAAAGGAAGGAGGUUAAUGUUGGGAAGCCUCUUAUUGCUAAAUUAGGCAUUCAUCAUGGAUUUGAGGAAAAUUGUUGCAUGUCUAACAGACCUUUCCAUACUCAAGCAUCCACUCCUGUGGCAGCUGAAUACUACCUCUCUCCUAAUCACUGUCAACCAAAUUCCUACCCAGGUGUUCACCAUCCAAACUCUGCUCAUUCAGACCAUUUCAGGCAGCCAGAAGCAUGCCAUUGCAAUGUGACUUUGAAUGUGCUAACUUCAAGACAAGAAGUAUGGACUUGCUCAUCCCACAUAAGAAAGAAUAAUAUACCAGUAGAGACAACUGAUGACACUGUUGACCUGGGAUUCAGCUUCUCCAACAGCCUCAGAUUAUCUAAAAAGCAGUAG